Bombus impatiens (common eastern bumble bee) is the source of this 2551-nucleotide messenger RNA. RefSeq names its product modifier of mdg4. Gene Ontology annotation, cellular component: nucleus. NCBI's taxonomy places the organism in Eukaryota, Metazoa, Arthropoda, Insecta, Hymenoptera, Apidae. The record is from RefSeq and is a predicted model, not a curated record. The transcript has 5 exons. Gene Ontology annotation, biological process: regulation of transcription by RNA polymerase II. Gene Ontology annotation, molecular function: protein binding; DNA binding. The coding region runs from base 234 to 1598 and encodes 454 amino acids.
AUAUUGACUGUGUUCUCCCAACCCAGUGCCAAGGAUGUUUGUGCGUGCCUGGCACCACUGCUGUUACAUCGCGGUCGUUGUCGUCAACGUCGUCGUUGUCGUUGUUAUUCUUAUUAUCGUCGUCAACGUUGCUCCCGUCGUUGAAUAGUAAUAGUCAUUGACGUGCAGAGAUAUCGAAUAGUUCAGGACACGGUGAUAACAUUUUGACAGAAUUGACACUUUCUGUUCGCGAGAUGUCAAAUCAAAUAUGUCUAAAAUGGAACAGUUUUUUAAACAACAUAGCAACGAGUUUCGAAAGUCUCUGGGAAGAGGAAGGUUUAGUAGAUGUGACAUUGGCAAGUGAUGGACAGUGUCUUACUGCUCACAAAGUGAUUCUCUCAGCAAGUAGUCCAUUCUUUAAAAAAGUUUUCCAGACAAACCCUUGUCAACAUCCAGUCAUAAUACUUCAAGAUGUGCACUUUAGCGAACUAGAAGCCUUACUUAUAUUUAUAUAUAAAGGAGAAGUAAAUAUCGAGCAAAAGAAUUUGCCAGCGCUUUUAAAAGCUGCAGAGACACUGCAAAUUCGUGGUCUUUCGGGAGGGGAUAUAUUUGCUAAGGAAUCUUAUAAAAGAUUAGUGGAAUUGGAACAAGCGGUGGAAGAAGGAGCAGCUACUGCCAAGGAAGAAACUCCAAAAAAAAAACAAAAAUUAAACAAACAUCAGAAUUCUAUAUUAGAAUCAGCACUGACACCUAAAGUAUCGCAAGUAGAGAGCACGGAUGAAUCUACGACCAGUGAACAGAGUGGCAAAGAGGGAGAUUAUUUAUUGCAGAAAAAUAUGCAAAAUCCGAUAUAUCAUCGUUUAGAAAUGAAGAUAGAACCAUUAGAAACUGUGCUAGAAGAUUCUCAAAAACAAUCUGCAACGGACAAGGACCCAACAGAAAGGUUAGACACAGGGCAACUCGUUGGGAGUCAAGGAUCAUCGAAGCCGAAUGUAACCGUAAUCGCCGACGCACGAGAGACUUCGACUCCUUCGUCCGAGCCAGAAACGCGCGCGAGAUUUCCCAUUGACCUUGAUCGAACUCCACCUUGGAAUACUUAUCGACACUCGGACGAACUUCACUUGCCGAAUCAUUUGUAUUCGGAAUCGAUGCCCGAUCAACAGGAAUCUACAUCAAACAUUCUCGUGGAACGAGAUGCAAGAGUUCUGCAUUCCGUAUUUCCAACUUGCCCUGGCACCGCUGGCAAUUCAGAAUUCCCCGAAGAGACCGUCAAUGGCGUCACAGCGUAUCCACCAUUUCCGUGUCCGUUCUGUGAUAGAGCGUACACGAGUUGGGGUUUUCGUCGAAGGCACAUCAAAGCCGUGCACACGAUUUCGCCAUCCUUAAACUGCAAAUGGUGUUUACAGGUUCUUCCUACGCAUGCGGCUUGGAGACGUCACGUAAUAUUAGCGCAUAAUCUGUCUGCGAGCGACGCACAUAAUGGGCUCCUAAUUUUAGAGGAAGCGCAUAUGGUUUUACAAAUUGCGCGCCCCACCAGGUUAGAUACUUUAGUUAACAUAAUUAAACAAAAUUCCCAACAGAAUAGCAAUCCCGAGAAUUCCCAGUCGGACAAAGAUUGAAUUGGAAGAUUGGAUCGUGAUAUAUCGACCUGCCCGGGUCGUUCUCCAAAUCGUUUACUCGUAGUCGAAACUUUGCUAUCGACGGACGGUUUUGGAAGGGCAGUUACGCUGUACAGGAUUACGCGAUAGAACAUUGUUUAAGUUAUUCUCGUUCGUAGAAAAUACGUCAAUGAACCAAAUUUUCCACAACACCUAAUCGUCUUUUUUAUAUACGUAUAUUUUCGUUGUAUAUAUCGCUUUUAUAGUCAUUAUCAAUGGCCAGUAUCACGCUGUCGAGCGUGAGAUAUUUUUAUUGUUGUAUUAAUUCAAUUUUUGUAAAAAAGCAAAUAAAUAUUUUAUGUAUGAUAAAGUAUUUCUUCCGCUGUUUCGAGCUGCUGUAUUGCGUUCACUUUAAGGAAACGAGACACAAGCGUAUGGUUUAAAAAAUCAAAUCGUUAUGUUCUUUUUUAAUUCUUUAUUUUUUAAAAUCUUGGUAACAUUCGUGCAUCAGUCAGUUGACAUUUUUAUAAAUACUAUAUAUGUACUUCGUAAAAGUGACAGGAGUUUCGUGCUAUGCAAUAGAACCGGUCGUGCAGGGUGCACUUUGUUGAUAAUAAUUCGAUUUUUUCGCGAAUGAGUAUCAUUGCGUGCAAUGAAGCGUAUGAAAGCGAAUUUAAACAUAAACCCUUAAGUACCUUUGGCAUCCUGUUCAUUGUAUCAUAUUCUCGUACAUUGUUGUAACUUUUUUUAAAAAAUGAUUUCCUGUUAUUAUUAUUAUUUCUUUCGUUUUGUAAUAAUGUAAACACCCGUUAACGGUUGAACAAGAGUGUAUGUUUGCGUGUAUGUGUGUGUGUAUAUUUGUCGAGGCCAAUAAAAAAAUAAUGGUCAUAUAUCGCACAUUGGUAAGGAGCAUUGCUAACUGUUGGAGAAGACAGGCAGAUAGAAAAACGAACCAUUCGAUGAAAAUUAUCGUA